AUCGCCCUAAAAGGUAAAGUUUCCCCCUUGACAUUAAGUCUAGUUGAUGUUCCUCAAUAUGACCAUAAUUGGUCAUGUUGGACUCAAUUGAGAGGCUGACCUUUAAGCCUCUCCCUUCUGAUUGGCCCACUCAGCCCCCCCUUUACGCAUCACUGUGCCUCCUACAAGCAUAUAAGCUUUGGCCAGCCCCUGCUUCUUUACCAGUUAGCUUUGGACUGGGUGGAGGUGCAGGUGCAGGUGGUUGGUGUAGCAAGUGACAGCGAGGUCUUAUUCAAUCUUUCAGCUCUUGUUUCCUUGAUUUAAUUUUUCUUAUUCUUAUUUUAUUUUCUCUCUUGAUCUUUGAUCUUUACCUUUGAUCUUUACCUUGUAUCUUAACCUUUUAUCUUUACCUUUACCUUUCUCUUUUUUCUUUUCUUUUUAAUUUUUAUCUUUAUUUAUUGUGUAGUGUGUAGAGUGUAUUUUGUAGAGUGUAUUUUGUAGAGUGCAGUUUAUAUUGUGUGUAGUUUGUAGUGUUGUUUGUAGUGUGUUGUGUUUUUUAUUUUUUUAGUUAGAGCUAGUUAGGCUCUAGAGAUAGCGUAGUCAGGAAAAUGAAAAAAACGAAAAAGCUGAAUACCUGGGUGUGGGCCGAGGAUCCUCUACGGCCUCCGUCAAUCCCCUCCUUGAUGGAGAAAAAAAGUUCCGAGGAGGCGGUUCCGACAACAAGCAAACAAAGUUCUGUCAAGAAGCUCCCAGCAAUAACGACAAGGGAAAGGCGCCCCCUCUGGGAACUUGCUGGAAAAAAAGAAGAGGAAGCAAAGCAAAAAAAGGCCAGCAUCGAAGCCCGCAAAACUGAAGAAAAAUUCAAAAGAGAUCUUCUGGCUCGUCAAAAGAAGCUUGAAUACAAACAAUGGCGGGACCUCCAUUUGUUAGAUUACUGGCAACAGAAGGAAAGGCAGGAAAAGGAGUCCCUGGAGCGGCGGCAGCAAGAAAAAAAAGUACGUCAAGAAAGGGAGCUGGCAGCGGCGGCUCUCCUGGAGAAGAAGGAAGGGAUCCGCCUGAUCUACACGGGGUCGGACUGGAUCCGGCCCCCCUGCGUUCCAGGGGAUCCCUUCCUGACGGGAAAUAAGGAGAGCCGCCAACCAAUCGAUCAACAUCGCCAGCCCUACUUUCUGCCUCCCAUAAAAGAGGAAGCCAACGCCGCUGCUCCCGGGACCAGCUCUGCAACGUUCAACAAAACGAACUGGCCAUUUUUCCUUCCAAAGCCGCCACCCAGGACGUGAUGAUUUAUAUCCCGCAGAGGAUCCUCGAUGACAAUGACCGGCCCUUUGAAUUACGAAGCCCACACCCAGGACUUGAUGCUUUAAGAAAUAAAGUUUUGGAAAAAAAAUUGACUUUGAGUUUUUUCACUUUACCAUUGCUUUAAUAAAGUUUUGAAAAAUAA
Molecule: messenger RNA, 1420 nt
Organism: Anolis carolinensis (green anole)
Lineage: Eukaryota; Metazoa; Chordata; Lepidosauria; Squamata; Anolidae
Exons: 3
Coding region: 588-1259 (223 amino acids)
Source: RefSeq, a predicted model, not a curated record